Molecule: messenger RNA, 1332 nt
Organism: Caenorhabditis briggsae
Lineage: Eukaryota; Metazoa; Nematoda; Chromadorea; Rhabditida; Rhabditidae
Exons: 7
Coding region: 1-1332 (443 amino acids)
Biological process (GO): G protein-coupled receptor signaling pathway
Cellular component (GO): membrane
Molecular function (GO): G protein-coupled receptor activity
Source: RefSeq, a predicted model, not a curated record
AUGUUCACCAGGAACGAAACGGUGAACACGUCGGUCACACAUGGAUUCGAAGAUCUUAUCACCUAUCACAUCGUCAACACUUCACUUGGAGCUAUUUCCACAUUGGUCAACACACUUCUUAUCAUCAUUUUCCUCAGUUAUAGGCCAUUCAGAACACGAUAUGUGCUUCUCAUCCUUCUCAACAUUGGAGACCUCAUCAACAGUAUGGCUAUCGUUCUGACAGGAUUAAAUCGAAUCGAAUUAUACUCGACUGCAAUUCGUACCAUGACCCUUCCAGUUCGUACUUCGGUCGAGUGUGCCAUCGAACCAUGGCUUAUAUUAAAACUCAUCGGAGAUAUUCUGAUUCCUGUAUCAACAUUUUGGAUGGGUGUUGAACGACUUGUUGCGAUUCUCUUCCCUAUUUUCUACAGAUUUUCCGUCGACGGAAAAGCAGUAAAAUAUCUUGUUGUUCCUGGAAUCAGUCUUCUUUUUGUGUUCUGCUCGAUUUGUGUGGCUUUCUACUUGGCGUUCACUGAAAACCAUCUCACAAGCUUCUAUUGUGGUCGGAAAGCGGCGUUCGGAGAAGGAUUUGGAACAUUCAUCUACUGCUGUAACAUCACUUGCAACGUGGCAAGUACCAUAUUCGCCACAGCUGCUUACUUCAAAGCCCUGAAUCUUUCCAAGACUCAGCCGAGAAUGCAGAGACAAGUUAAUGUGAUUCGCUAUUAUCUACUCAUUUCCGUCCUCUCAACUUUGCUUGUAUCGCUUCCAAAUACGAUUGCCUUAUUCCAGUUGUAUGUUGAAAAAGUGAGUGACAGUCUGUCAAAACCGGCGUACUGGAUGCAAACGAUUAACAGUGGUAUUCAUUUCUUUGUGUACUUGGCAUUGAACAAAGAAUUCCGAGCGAGAACAUUUCGAAUGUUCAAAAUGGUUCAUUCCGAAGAGAUGUCGUUGUCGAUAUUUAUGGGUCGAAGGCACAAAAAACGAUUUGGAGGCGGAGUCAAUAUAUAUUGGCAAGAUGCCAAUAGACUUUGCUUCUUCCCGCAAACCAGUAAAACCCAUCACGGAUCAUUGGAGGACACUCCCGACGGUCACUUCUUAUUCGCUUUUCACUUUUUUAGUUCUUUCCUCGGUUUUUUAUUGUUUCUCCAGAAGUUUAGAAUCUCCCCCAAUUGUUUCACCUUCAGACAAAGUUUUUUCAUACUUCUGAACAUAAAUCCACUUGGAUUGUUUGCUGGUUGUGUCUUGCCCCACGUAACACUAAAGUGUUCAUUUACUAUUUGGUAUUCAAAAGAAUACACUCUAUUCGCGGCCUUGUUUGAAAGCGUGUGUGAUAAUGUUGAUUGGAUUUAA